Lactuca saligna is the source of this 510-nucleotide messenger RNA. NCBI's taxonomy places the organism in Eukaryota, Viridiplantae, Streptophyta, Magnoliopsida, Asterales, Asteraceae. The record is from the annotation of a GenBank genome assembly.
AUGAGAUGGUUUGGCGUUGAAGCAGACUGCAAUGUUCUUGUGUUGGAUUUAUUGGGAUCGAGCUUUGAAGAUUUGUUUAACUUCUGUAGUAGGAAGAUGUCUUUGAAAAAUGUUCUUAUGCUUGCUGAUCAAAUGAUCAACCGAGUUGAAUUUAUUCACUAUAAAUCAUUUCUGCAUAGGGAUAUGAAGCCAUACAACUUCCUUAUGGGUUUAGGGAGGCGUGCUAAUCAGAACAAGAAUUUGACAGGGACAACAAGAUAUUCAAGCAUGAAUACUCACCUUGGAAUUGAGGAAGUUGCCGUUCUUGCUCUAUUACUUCCUCCUCCAACAACAACCAUGGAUGAUCAUCCUGUUGCAGGGCUUCCUGCUUUAGAGCCUUAUGCAAGGCUCUUCCAUUGGUACUAUGUUAUUGCUAGUCCAUUUGCUACUCAAAGACUUCUUCUUGGAUUAUUAGAAGCACCAUCUUCAUGGGCUCCAAAUGCUCUUGAUGAUGUUGGUCAACUAGUCUAG